Messenger RNA from Frankliniella occidentalis (western flower thrips), 9337 nucleotides. RefSeq names its product dedicator of cytokinesis protein 9 (gene Ziz). Lineage: Eukaryota; Metazoa; Arthropoda; Insecta; Thysanoptera; Thripidae. The record is from RefSeq and is a predicted model, not a curated record. Bases 138 to 6617 code for a protein of 2159 amino acids. The transcript is spliced from 36 exons. Gene Ontology annotation, biological process: positive regulation of GTPase activity; small GTPase-mediated signal transduction. Gene Ontology annotation, molecular function: guanyl-nucleotide exchange factor activity.
UUGUGUUGUUGUCCAUUGAAGGUGUUGUUGAUGUUGAUACCCGUGCGAUCAUGAACCCCGGGCUUAAGUGACUACCAAACUUAUAAUGGUCCACAAAAUAUCUUCACUUGUUGCUUGAUCUUUUAAAUCGAAGGAAAAUGGCUGAACGGAAGUUUACCCGUGGUUUGGGCAAGCCGGGAAUGGCUGCUCAGCUGAGAGAAACUGUGUCACAGGUGGUGAGAGAAAGUACUGUGCAGAACAAGUUACACAUGGUAGAGCCAGUCAAUUUUGAGGAGUACAUUUCUAAAAAUAAAACUCUACUUCAAAAUGAUCCACAUCGAGAACUCCUGGUGUACCCGUCUGAUGAUGUUUCUCAAGUUGUUUUGCCAAGAAAAUAUCGUACUGUGUCUCAACCUACUCCACCAGAAUACGAUAGCAGAGAAAAUUUGCUGACCAAAGAGUGUCUUAAAAGUUAUUCAAGUAACUGGCAUUUAGUUCACUAUAAAUACAGUGCAUAUUCAGGAAAUUACUUGGAAUUACCAAAGGCACCAAAAGUGGAUGAAUUAAAAGAUGAAAUCUAUGAGGUUGACACUGAUGCUGAUCAAGUUGAUGAGGGUGUUGUGAAUAAAAUUAGUGAAGGUAUAACCAAACAAGGAUAUCUGCUUAAAGGCCCUCAAGUGGGUUCUGAUAGAAUAUUUGGAAAUAUUGCUUCCAAGUCUUUUAAGAGACGUUACUGUUACCUCAGACGUGAGGUUGAUGGCACUUAUAUUUUAGAGUUACACAAAGAUGACAAAAAAGGCGAAGCAAAGGCCACCAUUGUCAUGGACUUUUGUACUGAAGUUGUACGGAGUCCUAAGAGAGGCCGCUUUUGCAUGGAGCUGCGCAUGCCUCAUGGCCAUAAAUCCCAUUGUCUUGCCGCUGAAUCAGAGGCCGAACUUCAUGAUUGGCUUAGCAAGUUACAACAAGUAUUGCACAUCAUAAAGCAACAAGAAGAUAAACCUGCAGGAUCACUUGAAAGAGCCAGUUCAACUCCACCUUCUCCUCAACAACUCCCCAUUUAUGGAACCUUAAAAGGCUUAGAUCAAAGCAUGAACCCCCAGUUAAUGAAAUAUUCACGUGAGACAGACAUGUCCAUUGCACAUGCAAGAAAAGAGAAUCGACGUAGACUCUUCAGUGUUUAUCCUCACAUGCCGCAUGUAAAACAAGGUGCAUUAAGUUCUGUUGAAAGUAAUAUCGAACCUUUCAAAGAAAAGUUUGGCCUUCGCUUUUUGGUAAAGUGUGAGGAAGUCAAGUUUAAACUCCAAGCACCAAUCGAGGGAGAGAAUGACAUCCUUGGGCAAGUGGAACCCUACUUCACUUCAAUGGCUUUAUUUGAUGCACGAGCUGGGCGUAAAUUGUCUGAGAACUUCCAUUUUGAUAUAAAUGAUGAGCAGAUCCGUCAAAUUCUUCCAAAUGCGCUUUCUGGUUCCGAAAAUUGCAAUGGAAAUGGAAACCCUGAGAUAGACCCCCUCAUGCAACAAUAUCCCGAGCUUGAGCAAGUGUCACCAGACUGGCUUCACUUCCAAAAACAGGCACUUUUUAACAUCAGUUACCCACAUUCUGACAUAUACCUUGUAAUGAGAAUUGACAAAGUUUUACAAGGAGGAAUGUGUCCUACCUCCGAGCCUUAUGUAAAAAACACAAAAGAUCCAAAACUUGGACUUAAAGUACAGAAACAUGUGAAAACAUGCUGUCAGAGAUUGGGAAAAUAUCGAAUGCCAUUUGCAUGGUCUGCCAAGCCACUCUUCCGCCAGUACAGUAAUGAGCUAGACACUACAUCAGAAUUUCCUGCCAUAUACAGACAAGACGGACACCGCUUGAGAGAUGAUGACCUAAUUAAAAUUCUCUCAGAUUUUCGCAAGGCUGAUAAGAUGAGCAGAUUGACUGUAAUACCUGGUUGUAUUAAAAUCCAACUUGAACUUCUUGCAGAGCCUCCUGGAAAUUGCCUGGCAACAAAUUUAAUGGCGCUGAAACCUUUCCCAAUUCCAACCACUAAUGAUUGCACUCGUGAAGUGUGCGAAUUAGAGGGCACACUUCCAGAGGGUGAUGUAAAUCCCUAUACCUCAUUCGUGAGUCAUCUUUAUGUGUACCCACAAAGUCUUAACUUUGAUAAUCAGAAGACUUUUGCUCGAGCUCGAAACAUAGCUUGUUUUGUUGAGCUAAGAGAUAGUGAUGAGGAAGAUAUCAAACCCUUGUGUGCAAUAUAUGGUCCACCUGGCGGACCAUCCCUGGUUUCUCAAAUCUGCUGUUCCAUUGUCCAUCACAACACCACUCCGACGUGGUGUGAUGAAAUCAAAAUACGUCUACCAAUUCAGAUAACGCCUAAACAUCACUUACUUUUUACUUUUUAUCAUAUUUCCUGUGAUACAACUAAGAAAAAGGAUGUGAACGUUGAAACUUGUGUAGGUUAUUCCUGGGUGCCUCUCUUACACAAGGGAAGGAUUUGUGUUGAAGAACAAAUUUUACCUGUGGCUGCUGGCUUGCCAUCAGGGUAUUUGGCCAUCCAACCACUCGGCCUUGGGAAGGGGGUGAGUAAUGACGCUGAGCCUGCGCAUGAAGGAAAGGGAACACAUUUCAGUGGCCCUGAUGUCACUUGGGUUGAUGGGCAAAAACCCAUCUUUACAGUAAAUUUUCAAAUGGUUUCUACGGUGCUGACCAAAGAUCCUCAUUUGCAUAAUUUAUUUGUGCAUGCUGAGAGACUUUUAGACCCAAAACUUGCAAGAGCAUGUCCUUCAGAAACUGAAACUUGUCAAAUACUAAAGGCUGCCCAUGCUGUUCAGUUGUCGGCUGUGUUGUCUUUGCUGCCAACAAUACUGAACCAACUUUUGACAUUGUUAGUUAAUUGUUCAAGUGAAGAUGUUGGACUGAACAUUAUUCGACUUUUGGUUAACAUAGUUCAUAUGGUUCAUGAUGCUGGCCGUCAAGAUCUUUUGAAAGUUUAUGUCAAAUAUACAUUAGUAGCUCCAACAUCAAACAGCGGAAGCCACACAGUGCAUGGACAAUUGAGCCACCACUUACCCACUCUCCUACGGCCUGACUAUACUGAUUUUUUGACUGUGAACAAACUUAUGAGGCAUUCAGAUUUUUUCUUUCAAGUUAUGGCAAAAAGUAUGGCUCAAUAUUUGUUGAGCUCAGGACGAAUCAAGAUGGUUCGAAAUGAACGCUUCUCUGAGAGCUAUCAAAAAAAAAUUGAAGAACUUUUAAAAUCACUCUAUCCAUAUCUUCAAAGGUACAAAGAAGUGCCAGUGGAAACCAAACAGCUGAACAUGAGCCUAGCUCAUUUUCUGAAGAAAUGCCUGACACUCAUGGAUCGAGGAUAUGUCUUUGAGUUGAUAAAAUCUUACAUUGAACUUUUCAAUGCGGAGGAUUCUCGAACUCUUUUCGAUUACAAGCUAACUUUCCUUCAAAUUAUUUGCUCACAUGAGCACUUUGUCUCUCUGAACCUGCCUUUGCAGCGAACAAGUAAAUCAAGAACAAAUGAUAUGCUCUCAGAUUUUAUACUUUGUGAAGAUUUUUGCCGUUUCCAUUACUUAGUGGGCUUACUCCUCCAAGAAGUUCGUACUGCUCUAAACCAAGUUGUCCAUACUCGUCGUAUGGCCAUUUCAGUUUUAAGAGAUCUUCUGGCUAAACAUGAGUUAGAUGAUCGAUACCAGAACAAGGGCCAGCUGAGCCGAAUUGCAUCACUGUAUGCACCUUGGCUUGGUAUUGUGUUGGAAAACCUGAAUAGACUAAAUGCAGUCCAUCUUUUAAGUGAUCCUGCACAUGUAGGCCGAACCAAUAGAUUGUCAAACAGCACAGGUUCAUGUUUGUAUUCUGUGUCGGAUUCCCUCAGCAGUGAAACUAGCAGUAGAUCUUCUCAGCAUAGAAUUACAUUGCAUCUUGACACCCGAGCAAGCUUGAGAGCAUCCACAUAUUUAAGAGAUGCAAACUAUUUUGCUGUGAUUGCCGGUCAAGGACUUGUGAAUGGAUGUUCGACUACCAGCUUAGAAUCUGAAUCAUCAACCAUAUCCUGUGAUGCCGUUUCAACUGCCUCCCAAGAAACUGCUAUAAUGAGAGAUGACUGUUCAAGGGAUGGUGAAACAUUGAAGACUCAUUCUAGGUCUGUCAGUACCUCACAACCUUUGCGUGUUGAUAAAAUAACACCAGGAGAGGUCAAAGAUUUGUUGAUUUGUUUCCUUUUUGUGGUGAAGUACAUGUCUGAGGAGCAACUGAUAGCAUGGUGGCAGCUUUGUGAGCCAGCAGAGCUUCUGAAUUUCUUUAGAGUUCUAGAAAUGUGUUUGCAUCACUUUAAGUACACUGGCCGGAAAAAUAUCACCAGUACAAACACAAGCCGUGAAAUGGUUCCAGCAAGUAAAUUAGGGUCUGCCAAGGCAAUGACACUACCUGCUCGAAUGGCUCCCCCUGACUUUUCAUCAGAUCCUAGUGUAAAUGAAAACAGCACAAUUAGCUCUUGCAAUAGUCCAGGAACCAUAACAACCACAAUAAUUGUAACAAGUGGGACUAACAGUGUUGGAAGAGAAAGUCUUGUUCCAAAAAGUAAUGCUGACUCAGAUGCAGGAACUCGUUUGUAUCAGGCUCUACUGGAAGCCAACAUGGCGACGGAAGUUGGUCUUAUCACACUUGAUGCUCUGGGCCAGUACUGCAUCCACAUGAGGGAUUCUCUUCUUGCAAAUAGAGGCGAUAAUCCAAUAAUGAAUAAGAUAUUUGAUAUCCUGCUAUCAUUUUUGCAAGUUGGGCAAUCUGAAACACUUUUCCGCCAUGUCUUUGCUGCUCUACGUGCCUUAAUAAACAAUUUUUCUGCCGUUUUAUUCCAAGGUAAUGCAUCAUUGUGUGGACGAUUUUGCUAUGAGCUACUAAGAUGCUGUAAUAGUAGACUAUCUACAAUUCGUCAAGAAGCUUGUGCAAUUCUUUAUUUGUUGAUGCGCAGUAAUUUUGAGUUUACUAGUGGGAAAGGCAUCACACGAGUGCAUUUGCAGAUGAUUAUUUCAGUUUCACAGAUGUUAGGCAACAUUGUAGGAUUGAAUAAUGCUAGAUUUCAAGAAAGCCUUUCUCUCAUCAACAGUUAUGCUACUAGUGAUAAAGUGAUGAAAGGAACAGGCUUUCCUUCAGAGGUGAAAGACUUAACCAAGAGGGUGCGUACUGUUUUGAUGGCUACUGCUCAAAUGAGAGAACAUCACCAUGAUCCUGAAAUGCUUGCUGCUUUGCAACAUAGUCUGGCAAACUCAUAUGCAAGCACCCCAGAACUUCGUCACACUUGGCUCCAGAGUAUAAGUCGUAACCAUAAUAGGGAUAAUAACUUCAGUGAGGCUGCAAUGUGUCAACUACAUAUUGCUGCUCUCAUGGCUGAAUAUCUGAAACUGAAAAAUGUUCAGAGCUGGGGAGCAGAGGCAUUUCAGAAAAUAUCUUCCAAUAUUGCUCGUGAUGAAAUUGGUUUAAAACUAGAUGCUGGUGUGCAAGAUGUACAGUAUACAGAACAGUCUUUAUUGGAACAACUAGAAGUGUGUGCAGAAUGCCUUGAACGCGCAGAGAGAUAUGAAUGUCUGUCAGAAGUAUAUCGUCUUAUUGUCCCUAUGCAUGAGAAGAAAAGAAACUUUGCAGCCUUAGCUCAGUGCUAUCAAAAUCUCAGUAAAGCAUAUCUGAAAGUUACCGAGGUUAUGCGUUCAGGUAAAAGGCUGCUUGGGAGAUACUAUCGAGUGACUUUUUAUGGACAGGCUUAUUUUGAAGAAGAAAGUGGCAUUGAUUAUAUCUAUAAGGAACCUAAAGUUGCUUCAUUAGCUGAAGUGUCUGAAAGGCUACAGCGCCUUUAUACAUCAAAAUUUGGAGAUGGUAUCGUAAAAAUGAUGACUGACUCAGCACCUGUUGAUAUUACUGAACUUGAUCCAAAGCUUGCUCAUAUCCAAGUCACUCAUGUAACACCAUAUUUUGACAAAACUGACCUUGAAGAACGCCAAACUGAGUUUGAGCAAAAUCACGAUAUCUGCAGAUUUAUGUUUGAAACUCCUUUCACCAAAGAUGGAAAGAAAGCCAGAGGGCAACCUCAAGACCAGUGGAAACGACGAACCAUCUUAACAACUGAAAAAUCAUUUCCAUAUGUCACAAAGCGUAUUCGAGUCAUAGAAAUUGUUGUUGAAGAGCAUAGCCCUAUUGAAGUUGCACUAGAUGAGAUGCAGGCUAGAGUGCUGGAAUUGGAAGAAGUUGCUCUCUCGAAACCCACAGAUGCUAAGAAAUUACAACUACGUUUGCAAGGAUCAGUGUGUGUUCAAGUCAAUGCAGGCCCUUUGGCUUAUGCUCAUGCAUUUCUUGAACCUGGGCAGUCGGAACUUUAUCCAGAUGACAAAGUUGAGGACCUUCGAGAUGUUUUUAGGGAGUUUGUUAAAAUAUGCUAUGCUGCCUUACAAGUGAACAGUAAGAUUAUUACAUCAGAACAGCAGGAAUAUCAAGAGGUCUUACGCCAGAAUUAUCACAAGCUCUGUCAAGAAUUGAGCCAACUGUUUGGUGAACCUGUGUGGCCUGAUGAAGAGCUUGGCAGUUUCAAGCGAAACAGCCAGGCUUUGUUCAGUGCCAUUAGUGGGGCAUCAGCUAAUUCAAGCUCAGCCUAGUUUUAUUCGAAAGUAUUGCUGCUGGUUUCAGUCUUUGUUAGUGAAUGAAAUUGCCAUUUUUACAGAGUUUGAUGAAAUUGAAAUGAGUUACUGAGUACUGAGUACUCUGAGUGCUAUAUUUUAAAUAUGUUAUCACACUGCCUCUUAAAGUAGAUUUUUGUCCUUCAAAAAUCUCUUUUUUCUUGUCUGUUGCGUCUAUUGUGUAGUGUGUCUGUUUCUGGGCUUUCUGCUAUUGUUCAACAUUUGUGAUAUUUUUAGUCAGCUUAGUAUGAGUUGAGAAGUAUUACUAUCUAGAACCAAAAGAAUCUCAAUUAGAAAUCCGGAUAGUAGAUUUUAUACAUCACUUAUAAAUUUCUGGAGUCAAUUAUUAACAUUUCAAAUAUCUCCUCAAAAUACAUAACUUUCAGUUAUUCAUUUCAUACUUGCAUACAUAUUGGAUUUUAUUGAAUCCAAUUGUAUAGUGUAUUUCUCUAUUAUUUUCUUAAUUUGGCCAUGCCAUUUAUUAUCUCUCUUCUUCCUUUAUGAACUAGGCUGGUCUACUUUGUGCAGAGCCUAUGUGGAAUGCAACUACUCAGGCAUAAUUUUUAUUAAGUAUUUAAUUUUCCAGUGUACAAAUUUUGUGUCAUUUUAUUUGUUAUCUAUUCGAUGUUCGAUGAUGUAUUGCUUUCUAUAUAGUAUGUGCUUAACACUUAAUGCACAUGUAAAUGUGCAUCUGUAACUGAAAAGAUUGAGGUACCUAUUCCCUUGGUCUAUUCAUUUUUAAUGAAUACUCACCAUCUAUUUUUCCUGUGUAGUAUUAAAGACUUUCCGUCAUCUUGCCAUAAAUAUUUUGUCAUUGCUGGGUUUAGGAUUUCUAGUUACAAUGUUAUUAAACAUUGCUCAGUAUUGAUUGACCAGAAAUUGAUUAAUUAUUAAGUCAACGUGAAAUUUGGGACCAUGUUAACAUCUGACUUCUUAGAAUCACUUCUUCCCUUUCCAAAAUUCAUCAUGAAAAUUUGCUCUAAUUUAUUCUUGUGUGAAGUAGUAUGACGGUUCCCAUAAUUUGCAUAAAUGCACUUGUGUGCUUCAAGGGGAACUGGUUCCUAUUGUGGGUAUACACUUGAAUUCUAGUCUUGUAAUGUUAUUUUUAUAGCAUUUUUAAUGUAUGCUGUGGUCAAUUAAGGUGGAAUGGAUCUUUUUUUUCAUUUGUUUAUCUCUGCCUGUUGCUUUAAGUCCCAUAUUGUAUACUUUCUUCAUUUUCAGUCCUGUUGUUUCUUGCCCGGUCCUAUGAUAUCUUUAUUUAAAAUUAUCUUUUCACUUGCUUUCUACAGCCAUAGUAUUACUGUUACUACUUGUAUUUGUUAUCUCUCUCUCGUUUUUUAGAGCGCAUCCCAUGCAUGCCUUACACUCUCUUACUACUUUUGUCCUGACGUCUUACAGAAUACCUGUUUCAAUAACCUACAUGAAACUAUUAAGUUUUAAUACUCAAUCAUGUUUCUGUUAUUCUUUGUUGUAAGGCUUGUUAUUUAUUUGUAUAAUUAAGGCUCAUUGUGAUAUGAUUAUAAUUUUAAAUGAAUUUUAAUAUUUAUACUCAAUCACUACUCUCUAUAGCUCCUUAUCUAACAUUUCCAUAAGAGGUAAAGGCCAACUGUUUGUCUGCUAGUAAUAUUGUGAAACUGAGUCAGAUAUAGAACUGGACACUGGACAGAAGAAAAAGAUUAACAAGGAGAAGGAGAAAUAAUUCAUUUUGAAUAGAGCUGUGGAACAGUGGGACCUUGUUCAUAGUUUCAUAAAUGUUCGCCCCUCUCCUCCAUCACAGAAGUUUGAGACCACUAAAAUGUCACUAUCUUUUUAUUGCUAACUUUUGAUUGCUAUCUUUUUAUCGCUAUCUUUUGAUGCACUGGGCAUAUCAUACAUGUACCUGCUUUACGCCGCUUUUCUUGGGUUUUAUUUAUUUUGUAUUGAAAAUUGGGCACUCCCCCUCCCUCCCCCUCGUAAAUUUCAAAGAACUUAAGAACUGGUAGGCGGGUUUACUUCAGUUCAGUCUGAAACAUAUCCCUCACGUCAUCGAUUCCUCUUCUCUCCUCUACCGCGCGAGCGCCUAGGAACGUUGGACAGUGUGCCCUUCAGGUAUGUUUGUUCUUUGAUAAAGAGACCCGCGCUUGGGUAUGAAAUAGUCCAUAUUUUAUAAUGCUUAUUUUUUUUAUUGUCUCUUUUGUUCUUGUUUUUAAACGGCUAUAUUUUUAGUAUUACAGAAGACAUCGAUUAUAUUUCAUAACAGCUGGAUUGUGGCAUUUUUCUUCCAAGUUUGUGCAGGUGUGUAUGAGCUAUAUGUUACAUACCAGGUGGCAGAUUCACGCCGCGCACGUUCGUAGUUGCGUGCGAGUUUGCCUAUGCUUGCUGCCCACGGCCCACGGCUCCUUACGGCCCCGUGCGAGUAGGCAACCCACCCGCACGCCUGCAUGCGGUACAGUAUAACUACGAAAGUGCGCAGUGUGAAUCAGCCACCUGGUAUGGCUCAUGGAAUACAGUAGAUUUCACACUCUCACUCAACCGAUGCACAAAAAGUCUCUAAUUUUAAAAGACAGUCAACCCCAUGGUCUGAACUUUUCGUUGCAUUUAUUUUCUGUUAUGUAAAGGGACUUUCCAAUUAUUUUAUUUUUUUCAUGGCAUAGCUCUCGCGUUAUAAUUUAUGAGAUUUGAUGUAUCAAUUUAUAAAUAAAAAAAUGGAACUUGUUUUA